AAUUAGGCCUCUACAUGCGUCUCUGCCCGCCCGUGUCGAGGAAUCUCUGUUCCCAGAAGAAGAUAUAGUGGAACCGGAGGCCCUGAUACCACGGGAGAGUGAGGAGGAACCAUCUUCACAGGGGAUCAGGACAGCUGUGGAUCAUCGUCUUCGCCUAUCUCGUACAGACCGAGCCCACGAACCAAACUGGUAUUUAGGAAAGAUUCAUCGCCUCUGCGAGGCGGGCAACACUCAGGCUGCGCUUCAUGUAUUUUUCGUACGGAUGUUAACAAAGGACCGUGUAAUGCCCGACCGCAACCUCAUUCACGUCCUUCUCUCUGGCCUGGCUAGCGUGGGCGACAGUGAUUCUGCUUUCAAAGUUUAUCGUAAGAUGACAGAACUGGGCAUCCCAGCUGCGCAGUCAACUUACUCUCGGCUUUUCAAGGCAUGCGCGGAAGACAUCGCCGCCUGGCAGCGCCAACAUCGGUACGACUUCAAAGCUCUCCCAAAUGCUUACGGCGACCAGUAA
Dibothriocephalus latus is the source of this 508-nucleotide messenger RNA. NCBI's taxonomy places the organism in Eukaryota, Metazoa, Platyhelminthes, Cestoda, Diphyllobothriidea, Diphyllobothriidae. The record is from the annotation of a GenBank genome assembly.